Molecule: messenger RNA, 1062 nt
Organism: Trichoderma virens Gv29-8
Lineage: Eukaryota; Fungi; Ascomycota; Sordariomycetes; Hypocreales; Hypocreaceae
Exons: 1
Biological process (GO): 'de novo' pyrimidine nucleobase biosynthetic process
Cellular component (GO): cytoplasm
Molecular function (GO): dihydroorotate dehydrogenase activity
Source: RefSeq, a predicted model, not a curated record
AAACAAAAAAUGUCCCCCAAACUCUCCUUCCACCCGCCCCUCCUCAACACCGCCUCCCCCUGGGCAACCUCCCACGCCCAUCUCGCCGCCCUCCUCCGCUGCCCCUCCGUCGGCGCCGUCACCACCCGCACGAGCCUCAUCGCCGGCUUCCCGCACAAUUCGGACAGCCACCGCUAUGCCCUGUUCGAUCCCGCCACCGGGGCUGCAUCUCCCAGCAUCGGAACGGCCACCUUUUCUGGCCCGCCGGAGGACUCCAACGAUAACGAGGCUGGUCGUGAUGAUCUGAACACUGAUAAGCUUCCGCUUGCAUCGCUCAACACGCUCGGCUACAGCCCUCUCCCGCUAUCGGAGUACCUCUCCAUCAUCUCAUCCCUCGCAUCUUCAUUUUCACCUUCAGCCACCCCGCCUAAAACAUUCAUCAUCAGCGUCACAGGCUCCCCAUCCGAGAUCCUCGCCUGCCACACCCUCAUAUCCUCUCAUUCUUCCUCACUCCCCUUCCCCCUAGCCAUGGAAAUCAACCUCUCCUGCCCCAACAUCCCCAAUCUCCCGCCACCAGCAUACUCCCCCUCCUCGCUAUCCUCCUACCUCGACGUCUUGCCCUCCGAAUCCGCCAUCCCUAUCGGCAUCAAGAUCCCGCCCUACACUCACGCCGGCCAAUUCGAUGACCUCGUGUCCUCCCUUAUCGGCUCCGAAUCAAAUCAUCAGCCGGCCUCCAAGCUCAGCUUCCUCACUGCUACGAACACUCUCGGCUCAUGCCUCCUCCUCGACCCAGCGUCUUCUUCAGACGAUGCACUUCUCCCAGGAGGAGGCAUUGGAGGUAUGGCUGGACCGCCUCUGCAUCCUCUCGCCCUGGGCAACGUGGCGACGCUGCGGCGCAAGUUUGAUGCCGAUCCACGGCUGGCGCGUCUGGACAUCAUCGGAGUGGGCGGAGUCUAUGAUGGUGAAGGGUAUAGGAGAAUGCGCCGUGUGGGAGCCAUGGCAGUGGGAAUCGCAACGGCCUUGGGGAGACAGGGAGUUGGCGUCUUUACAUCCAUUGAGAGCGACAUUAACUCUGCCUGGUAG